Messenger RNA from Dothidotthia symphoricarpi CBS 119687, 1036 nucleotides. RefSeq lists its product as uncharacterized. Gene Ontology annotation, biological process: mitotic sister chromatid segregation. Bases 138 to 818 code for a protein of 226 amino acids. Gene Ontology annotation, cellular component: kinetochore; MIS12/MIND type complex. The record is from RefSeq and is a predicted model, not a curated record. NCBI's taxonomy places the organism in Eukaryota, Fungi, Ascomycota, Dothideomycetes, Pleosporales, Dothidotthiaceae. The transcript has a single exon.
AAUCGAUAAGCGUUCGCGCGUCGAUCUCCAUCUCAACACCACCAAAACACAAACAACAAAACAGCGCACAACCCACCACAUCACCACAACCACAACCCCUCCCACACCCCCACCACACAACAAACCACCCACCCACCAUGAACCCCGAACACCGCAAAAUCGAGCUCCAAUCCCCACAAGACCUCACCUACCUCACAACCCAAAUCCGCACCGCCGCGCUCCAAAAACUAAACCUGCACCUCCCGCCCGUCACCGACUCCGCCGAGCCCGACGACCUCCGCACCCAGGUCGAAGCCCUAGUCGACGCCUUCGUCGCGCACGUCCUGCAGGGCAUGCGGCACAACAUCAGCAUCAACGGCAUCGACGUCGUGGCCUCGGCGCAGGCAUGGAGCGACUCAGGGGAGCGCAUGGAGGGCGUGAUUUCGCAGCAGGAGCUGGAAGUCGAGGGCGUCGAGUUUGAGGCGUUUGAUGAGAAGCUGCGGGGGAGGCUGGGCAGUGCUGUCUUGAAGAGGGAUGCGCUUGUUGCGAAGAUUAGCCAGCAUAGGCGCGCGACGCCGGCGGUGGCGGCGCGCAGGUUCGAGGAGCAGUGGGUUAGUGAGAUGCAGGGGUUGGAGCAGGGGCAGGUCGGUGGAGAGGAGGAGGCGCUUGGGGACGAGGCGGUGAUGCUGGCUAUGCAGAGGCAGGAUGAGGUGCAGAAGAAUUGGGAGAGGGCGGUUGAGGGGCUGGCGAGGUUGAACAAGGGACUUCCGGAGACGAGGGCGCGGUUGGAGAGGUGUGGAGAUGUGGUUGGCUAUCUGGGGGGUGGAGAGAAGAAGUAGUGGAUUGGGGAGGUUGUGUUUUGCUUCGAAAGGGCGAGAACCCUAGAUGGAUGGGAUAAGAUGGGAUGGAGAGUUGCAAUGGCGUUCUGGCGCUAGGUUUUGGACUCGGUAGAGAGGGAAUACCCCCAUGUUCUUUCGUCAUGAGCUGCAUUUGGAUGGCGUCGAAUUGGAAUUACGAUUUUGCACUUGAGUCGAAUGUUUGCAUGUCCGCUUGCUGU